Messenger RNA from Phanerochaete carnosa HHB-10118-sp, 914 nucleotides. RefSeq lists its product as uncharacterized. The coding region runs from base 344 to 802 and encodes 152 amino acids. The record is from RefSeq and is a predicted model, not a curated record. The transcript has 3 exons. Lineage: Eukaryota; Fungi; Basidiomycota; Agaricomycetes; Polyporales; Phanerochaetaceae.
GCUGCGCGGUCUACGAGAGCGCUUCUCAAGAGGGCUGUACGAGCUGGACCUCAAGAUCUCAAGCCCCAGCCCAUUCUGAAAGGCCUGCGAACAGCGUCAAACGACGUAUUUGAAGAAGAACACGCCGUGACUCAGGAAUGGCAAGCUCCUGUGGAACACUGAAUGUGGCGUCGCCGCUUUCGAGAGCAAGCAUGGGGGCAGUGUCCUCUGCUGCCCAAGCCCGUGCAUCUUGCAGAGCAAUCGAGAAGCUCAUUGACAGAAACGAGAGCAUCUUUCACAAAGGCGAACAUCCUUGACAGGGGUGCAAGCGAAGACGAGCCCCUCGUACUUCCGUCACUCUAUCAUGUUCAUGCCCACGUGCUGGCUUCACUCCUUCCCUGGCUCUCAAGAAGCACCGACUUGGACUCAGCCAGAUGUGCAAGCCGCUCGAGAUGUAUACUCUCCAUCAUUGGACACCACCUUGGAUGCCAUCCUCGUCGACAUUUGCAUGGAUGCUGACAACAUUAUCCAGGUAUAUUCGACAACCCUGUGUGCGGACAACUCGCAACUUAUGAAGAUUUUUGUACAACGGUUGUUGGUCGCCCGAGAGCGACGUCUAUAUCGCCGAAUGCGUUGCAAAUCAAUGUGCCCUCGGCCCACUCCACAAACCGAGCGUAUGCUUGAGCAUCGAGGCCCCCCACCCACACAAACCCCAUAUGUCUGCGGCAAGGAAGAAUGUAACGAGUGGGCGAGCAGGAUCGGCAAUGCAAAGGCAUCAUCACUGGCACCGACGUUUACCUUUUCCGUGCAUUCUUCAUCGUGAACUCGGGCGAUACGAGUCUAAUCAAGGCUGAAUAUCUGCGUGCGCCUAUAAUUCCCGCCACAACAUCGGCUUCCCAGCGAUGAACGCUAUGUCCGGGCCUGCAGGUGUGACG